Molecule: messenger RNA, 1919 nt
Organism: Mangifera indica (mango)
Lineage: Eukaryota; Viridiplantae; Streptophyta; Magnoliopsida; Sapindales; Anacardiaceae
Product: protein NRT1/ PTR FAMILY 5.4-like
Exons: 5
Coding region: 7-1749 (580 amino acids)
Biological process (GO): dipeptide transport; transmembrane transport
Cellular component (GO): membrane
Molecular function (GO): dipeptide transmembrane transporter activity; tripeptide transmembrane transporter activity
Source: RefSeq, a predicted model, not a curated record
ACAAAGAUGCCGAAAGCACUUCUCAGAUCUUCAAUGGACAUUUCAGUUGCAUCAGGUGAAAAUGACAAUGGAGAACAACCGAAGAUUGAGCAAAAACCCUCCGGUGGAGGCUGGAGCGCCGCCAUUUUCAUCAUCUUUGUUGAACUGGCGGAGCGUUUUUCCUACUACGGCUUGGCUGGUAAUCUCAUCACUUACCUCUCUAACGUUCUUGGUGAACCAACUGUCACCGCCACCAAGAAUGUCAACACUUGGGUUGGUGUCUCCUCGCUCUUCCCUUUGGUCGGCGGCUUCAUCGCCGACUCUUACUUCGGUCGCUUCAAGACUGUGAUUGCCUCCUCUGUCAUCUACUUAAUGGGGAUGAUUUUACUGUCGUUGGCUGUGUCCAGAGUUCUUCAUUCGAAAACUGUAUUUUACUUAGCGCUUUACAUAUUAUCCGUCGGCGAAGGUGGGCACAAGCCCUGCGUGCAAACUUUCGCCGCCGAUCAGUUUGACGAAAACAAUCCGGAGGAGAAGGAGGCCAAAAGCUCAUUCUUUAAUUGGUGGUACCUGGGGAUUGUAUUUGGUGCCACUUCUUCAAUUUUAGUUAUUGUUUACAUACAGGAGAAUGUGGGGUGGGCAGUAGGAUUUGGGAUAUUGGCGGGGAUAUUAGCGGCGGCAUUGGGGUUGUUUUUGGUGGGAAUUAAGCGGUACAGGAAGGAGGUACCGGUGGGGAGCCCGUUUACCAAGGUGGUGCAGGUGCUUGUUGCGGCGGUCAGGAAGUGGCGCGUGAGAGAGACGCGUGGUAUUUACGUUGAAGAGAAUGGGGAGAACCAGUUGGGUCAAUCCCGGAGAAUAACUCUUGCACGAACAAGGCAGUUCAGACUUUUGGACAAGGCAAUGAUGAUAGACGAGAUAGAUUCCUUGAGUGGCCAAAGGAAUCCAUGGAGGCUCUGCACGCAAAAUCAAGUGGAACAAGUAAAACUAGUGAUUCGCCUCAUCCCCAUAUGGCUAGCUUGCUUGAUGUUCUUCGCUUUACAAGCUCAAACUCAUACACUCUUCACCAAGCAAGGCAGCACAAUGACCAAAUCCCUCGGCCCACACUUUGAACUUCCCCCAGCUGCACUUCAAAGCGUCAUAGGCCUCGCCAUCCUCGUCUUUGUCCCAACUUAUGAUCAACUCUUCGUCCGCCUAGCCCGGAAAAGAACCGGCCUUCCCUCGGGAAUAACCAUGCUACAAAGAAUCGGCAUAGGCUUAUUUUUGUCCAUAAUUUUCAUGAUAGUAGCCGCUUUAGUAGAAUCCAAAAGGAUCAAAACAGCAAAAGAACAUGACCUAAUGGACAAACCCCAUGCAACAUUGCCCAUAAAUAUUGCAUGGUUACUUCCGCAAUAUGUGCUCACUGGACUUUGCGAUGUUUUCACAGUUGUGGGGUUACAAGAAUUGUUUUAUGAUCAAAUGCCUGAAGAAAUGAGAAGCAUCGGAGCAGCGGCUUAUAUUUCCAUUGUUGGAGUUGGAAGCUUUCUGAAUAGUCUGAUUAUAUCAAUUGUGGAGGUAAUUAACAGAAGGGCCGGUGGCACUUGGCUUACUAACAACAUCAAUAGGGCACACCUCGAUUAUUUUUACUGGGUAUUGGCAGGAUUGAGUGCUUUGAAUUUAUGUUUUUAUAUAUGGAUUGCCAAUAGAUUUAUGUACAAAAAAAUUGUCGAGGAAGGACCAAGGGAGGAUGAAGAAUCGGUGAUUAAUAUUCCGACGGUCGUGAUUAAUUUAGAAUGAUAAAUUACAAAUCAAAGCGUUUGUGUAUAAUUUCGGAAGAUAUAAUGAAUAUGUAAUUUUGGCUUGAAUAUUAAGGGCUAGCUGAAGCCCUAAGCAAACCAGGUAUAAUUGCUACAGUUAAAUAUUUCUGUAAAAAUCAUGAGCAAUUUUGUACCGAAAAUUAUUUUUAG